AAAAAACCAGUUACUGACCAGUUACAAAGAACUGUCUGCUAACAAAGACCGCUUGGUCAUGGACAGGGAUGGCCUUCAGUUGAAACUUUCUUAUUUAGUGAAGGCAAUGCAGCAGGGUUGGGUGUUUUUCAACACCAGUCUUUACUACAAUUCUACUGGAGAGAAGAGCUGGAGUGAGAGCAGACAGUUCUGCAGAGAGAGAGGAGCAGACCUGGUGAUCAUAAACAGCAGAGAAGAACAGGUGUUCCUCAUUAACAAUCUGGGCGGCAGUCGAGUUUGGAUUGGUCUGACUGACAUUGACAUGGAGGGAGUCUGGAAAUGGGUGGACGGAUCAGCACUGACCACUGCGUUCUGGAAGGAAGGAGAACCAAAUAAUCAUCGGAAUAAUGAGGACUGUGCUGAUAUGCAGGGUUUCCCGGACAUGAAGAUCUGGAACGACAUGCCAUGCUCUCACAAAGAAGGGUGGAUCUGUGAGAUGAGUUUUAAGUAAUACAUUCGUAACUUAUUAGUAAAGGUGGAAAAUGUUCAGCCACAAAACAAGCAGAACAUACUGAGAAUUUGAACUGUACAUUCAAAGUUUCUCUAGCAGUAGCGUAACUUGGUUUUACUUCAAAUGGUGUUUUAUACUAAGGGGCAUUUCAAACCUAUCUGUUGUAAAAAAGUGUGUGUAUGUAUGUAUAAAUAACAUCAAUAUCUGUGUCCAUUCUUUAAACUUUG
Molecule: messenger RNA, 717 nt
Organism: Colossoma macropomum (tambaqui)
Lineage: Eukaryota; Metazoa; Chordata; Actinopteri; Characiformes; Serrasalmidae
Product: CD209 antigen-like
Exons: 4
Coding region: 59-490 (143 amino acids)
Source: RefSeq, a predicted model, not a curated record